Messenger RNA from Astyanax mexicanus (Mexican tetra), 1125 nucleotides. It is a transcript of the gene hmgn1b, whose product is annotated as non-histone chromosomal protein HMG-like. Gene Ontology annotation, molecular function: nucleosomal DNA binding. Bases 223 to 492 code for a protein of 89 amino acids. Lineage: Eukaryota; Metazoa; Chordata; Actinopteri; Characiformes; Acestrorhamphidae. Gene Ontology annotation, cellular component: chromatin; nucleus. The transcript is spliced from 6 exons. The record is from RefSeq and is a predicted model, not a curated record.
GCUGGAAACAUUACCGUCUUCUUAUACUGAGACUGUGUGUGUAUGUGUGUGUGUGUGUGAGGGAGAGCGUGCGUGUAUAUGUGUGGAUCUUUUAGCUCUUAAAGCUCUGUCCUCUGAGCACACUCAUCUUUAAAUCUCCCUUUUUUGUUGUUGCAGUCUUUGUUUUUUAAUUUCUAUUUUUUUAAUCCACGCGCUUGCACACACUCACGCGACGCAGCCACCAUGCCUAAGAGGAGCAAAGCGAACAAUGACACCGAAGCCAGUGAGCCCAAGAGGAGAUCAGCAAGAUUGGUGAACAAACCCGCACCUCCAAAGGCAGAGCCCAAGCCAAAGGUGAAGAAGGCACCUGCCAAACCUAAGAAGUCUAAGGAGGCAGAAAAGCCCAAGGAGGAGGAGAAGAAAGAGGAGGUCCCUGCCGAAAAUGGCGAGGCAAAGCCCGAGGAUGAGGCACCAGCAACAGAAGAGGAGGAGAAGGACGACGCGGCAGAAUAACAGCACUCUGCUGCCAUCUCUCACCAGUGCUCCCUGUACCUCUUUUCUUGUACAAUUCAGGGGAAUAUUUUUAUCUACUAUUUUCUAAAGGCAGGUUUUUUAGUAGUUUGAUUGUAGAGACACAUUUUUUAUGAAAGAAAAGAUACAUUUUGAGAGGGAUUUCAUCACAUCCCACAUUUUUACAUCUCCAGAACAGUUAUUGUCAUUGAAAAUGUCAGUUUUCUUCUCUUUUUUCCCCUUUUCUUUCUUUGUUCCUUUUUCUGUUCAAAGUGGGAGAGUGAGGCACGUUUUAAAACCACGCGUACUCUGGCGUGUUGUUCACGCAGACGGUUAGACAACAUUUCGAGCUUGCCCGAAUGACUAACAUUCCAUUGGCUCUAUGAGGGAUGAUUUUGGAAUUAUUUUUUUUUUUCCGGUUUUUGUUUUGAUUUUUUUUGUAACCUGUAAUGUAUGUGUGUGUGUUGGGGAGGGGGGUGUGAAUUGCUCAUUGUUUUAUUGUUUAUAAUGAGAAAGAUUACUUGUAGAAUGUUUGUAAGCCGUGCUCCAUAUGUUAACUCUUGUACCGAUGCAGUUUUUUUCUUUAACCAUUCUGCUUAAUAAACCUAUUCUCUAGUACUGGAGUUUUCCAUGUCA